AGGGCUACUAAUGUAAUCAUCAGCUGGUGUUGUGCUGGGAGCUGAUGGGAGGGACUUUCACAUCCACAAGGAGGAGUGACGUUUUUUCCCCACAUAAAUACUCAGUGCAGCGCGUCGAGGCGCUCUAAAUGACCCUGUGACUCCUCAUCAGCUUAUUAUAGGGAUGAAUGCGCAACGUUUCCUUCACACCUCCAACCAGUGAGGAAGAUCCUAGAAGUCGCUUUCUGCGCAUCUGGGAAUGGAGAUGGAGAUCUGAUCGCUGCUGAAAUCAAGAAAAUGCCUCAAGAUGAAAAAGUCAAGUGUGAGGUGGUUUCUCUUUCAAGCGACGAGGAGGGGAGUUGAUUCUGACCUGAGAGAAAAGCUCCUGAACACCGCUGGAGACGCGCAUCACAACACCGGAUAGUGGAGAGGAAAAGACGCACUGCAGGAGCGCACCGGACGCCAGCACUCCCUCCUUCAACAUGGAAGGUUACUACAAUUUGUCGUCGACAUCUGAGGAGGUCAGCGAGUCUUCCUCCCAGUCCUACCCCACCCACAACAACACCUCAGACUUUGGGCUGAUGCCCUUCAACGUUGUCACCGCAGUCGUCUACUCCGUCGUCUUCAUCAUGGGUCUUCUGGGUAACACGCUGGUCAUCUACGUGGUGGUGCGCUACACCAAGAUGAAGACUGUGACCAACGUAUACAUCUUCAAUUUAGCCUUGGCGGAUGAACUCUACAUCCUGGGAAUCCCCUUCCUCGGCACCAACAGCGUGCUUUCCUACUGGCCGUAUGGGGAUUUCUUCUGCAAGGUGUGCAUGACUGCUGACGCAAUGAGCCAGUUCUCGUCCACCUUUUGCCUGACGGUGAUGAGCAUCGAUCGCUACCUGGCCGUGGUUCAUCCUAUUCGCAGUGCUAAAUGGCGGAAGCCACAGGUGGCCAAGGUUUUCAACGGCAUGGUGUGGGUCGUGUCCUUUCUGAUUGUGCUGCCGGUCACGAUCUACUCGCAUGUUCAGGAGGAGUUAAACACCUGCAACAUAACCUGGCCUGAGCCGCGUGAGUUGUGGUCCAUUGUCUUCAUCCUCUACACGUCCAUCCUGGGCUUCUUUGGUCCUCUGGUUGUCAUCUGCCUCUGCUACCUGCUCAUCGUCAUCAAGGUGAGGUCAGCAGGUGUGCGUGCGGGCCUGACUAAGCGGCGGAAGUCGGAGCGUAAGGUGACGCGCAUGGUGGUGAUCAUCGUGUUGGUGUUUGUACUUUGCUGGCUGCCCUUCUUCACGACCAACAUCGUCAACCUGAUUCACAUCAUCCCCGAGAACAACACCACCGCUGCGGUCUACUUCUUCCUGGUCAUCCUCACCUACGUCAACUCCUGCGCCAACCCGAUCCUCUACGGCUUCCUCUCCGACAACUUCAGGCAGAGCUUCCAGAAGGUGCUCUGCGUCCACAAACCGAACGGCGUCGGCGCUACGGGCCAGAUGGGAGGCAGACAGACCGUACCCAAGAAUAACCACAAUCCCAUUUUCUCACCCAGAAAUCAGAAUGGGAAAAUUCAGAACAUCCAGCAGCCCGUCCAGGUGGAGGUCAUUGGGAACUUUGACAGUGAGCCUUUAACUUCAAAAACAGAGGUGAACGGCCAGCCAUCGCAAUGAGUUUUCAAUAACAUGGGACUUGGACGAUUCACUCCUGGACCUUUUACUGAUUGGUAUUUCCUGUCGUUAUUGAUGAUCCUCUCUCUCUGACUGGGACAUUUGAGGACAGGACCAGAGGAGCAAAGUAGGAGAGAAAAGACAGCAGUUUGUUCUUCACGUCUUUGUACUGUAACUAGGUUGGCUGCAUCGUACAAAUCAUCAGUUUAUGUGAGGAUGUAAGAUCUCGGUAAAUACAGUCAUGAGACUCUGAAAUGUCGUAUUUACUUUAACUGCAGAGAAAACAAAGACUUUUAUUUUCAAACAGGAUUUCUCUAAUUUCAGUUUUAUAUUUGAUCAUAUUUUAGUAAGAAACUUUGUUUUCUGAUGUGCUUUUGUUUCAUUUGCUGCCGAUGCUUUUCGCUAUUAAUGCAACACUUCAUCUACGUUUACCUGUUAUAUCGAUGAAUUCGGCGUAAUGUACAUUUCACAGCACUAAGACACAUCUGUGCAGGAAAUGUUGCAUCUAUAGUUUCACACCGAAUGACUGGAAUAAAUCAAUAAGUGAGAACAGGAUUUCUGUUAAAUAGGAUUUGGCGGCAUCUAGUGGUGUGGUUGCAGAUUGCAACCAACUGAGUAGCCCUCCGCUCACUCCUCUCUUUCCAAGACUGCGGUAACGUUAGCCACCGAGUGCAAAACCAUAGUAACG
Molecule: messenger RNA, 2313 nt
Organism: Sebastes umbrosus (honeycomb rockfish)
Lineage: Eukaryota; Metazoa; Chordata; Actinopteri; Perciformes; Sebastidae
Product: somatostatin receptor type 5-like
Exons: 4
Coding region: 462-1628 (388 amino acids)
Biological process (GO): cellular response to glucocorticoid stimulus; neuropeptide signaling pathway; regulation of insulin secretion
Cellular component (GO): membrane; neuron projection
Molecular function (GO): neuropeptide binding; somatostatin receptor activity
Source: RefSeq, a predicted model, not a curated record